Messenger RNA from Mytilus trossulus (common blue mussel), 3776 nucleotides. RefSeq lists its product as uncharacterized. Gene Ontology annotation, biological process: fatty acid beta-oxidation using acyl-CoA oxidase; lipid homeostasis. Bases 138 to 2105 code for a protein of 655 amino acids. Gene Ontology annotation, cellular component: peroxisome. Gene Ontology annotation, molecular function: acyl-CoA oxidase activity; fatty acid binding; FAD binding. The transcript has 4 exons. Lineage: Eukaryota; Metazoa; Mollusca; Bivalvia; Mytilida; Mytilidae. The record is from RefSeq and is a predicted model, not a curated record.
GUAAUAAGACGUAUCGGCAAACUGUUUUUAGCGACACCUCUGCUGUUUUGGGAUCAAAGUUCAUCCAACUAAAACUGAGCUGUCUCUACUAAUUUACUAACUAGUUAUAAUAGUAAAAAGGAGAGAAAAUCAUCACCAUGUUGAGAUCUAGGCAAUUACGAAGUCUUGCCUCAGCCAUGCGACAGUUAUCAACCAGAGGUCAGCCUUCUGUUUUCCAGAACAAAAUAAGCAUUCCUCAAUCGUGUAAUGUACAGAAAAGAAUGAUUGCUGUACAGCCAAAUGAGCUUCGUAAGUCAUGGCCAGCACCUGCUUUCAAUCUCGACAAAAUGACGGAACUACUUGAUCACGAUAACCAUGAAAUGCGUAAACAAUUCCGCCAGUUUGUUAGUGAUCCCAUUAUGAUACCAAAGUACAACAUUUCCUUAGCUGAGGAAAGAGAAGUAGCUUUACAGAGACUUAAACGUAUAUGUGAUGCAGGUUUUUUAUCAGUCCUUGAUUUCAAUGACAAUCCAUUACGAAUAUUUGCUGCCCAUGAGUUAGCAGCCAUCAUUGACGCAGCUAUGGCAACUAAGAUGACAGUUCAGUUUAAUUUGUUUGGUGGUACUGUUCUUAAACUUGGUACAGAAAGACAUCACAAGAAACUGCUUAAAGGUAUUGACACCCUAGAUGAUAUUGGUUGUUUUGGUCUGACUGAACUUGGGUAUGGAAACAAUGCAGUUGAAAUGGAGACUACAGCUACUUAUGAUAAAUCAACCAAGGAAUUGGUUGUCAACACUCCAACAACUGUAGCACAGAAAUACUGGAUCACUAAUGGGGCUGUACAUGCUAAACAUAUUAUUGUCUUUGCUCAAUUGAUGAUGGAGGGAGUUAAUCAAGGUAUUCAUGGUGUAUUGGUGAGAAUCAGAGAUGAUGAUCUUAAAGUGAUGCCAGGAGUCAGAGUGGAGGAUAUGGGAUAUAAAAUGGGAUUGAACGGUGUAGACAAUGCCAAACUAUUCUUUGACAAUGUACGUGUCCCAAAAGAGAACCUUCUAAAUAAGUACUCUGAUAUUGAUGAUGAAGGUAACUUCAGUAGUAGCAUUAAGAGUGAGCGUGCUCGAUUCCUGACAGUGGCUGAUCAGCUGUUGUCGGGACGUAUUUGUAUUGCAAGUAUGUCCAUGGGAGUGGCCAAAGCUUCCAUGGCUAUUGCCUUAAGAUAUGCUGCCUCCAGGUUAACUGUUGGUAAGACUGGUAAAUCUGAUACACCCAUUCUCCUGUAUCAACUCCAGCAACGUGCAUUGCUCCCACUGUUAGCUCGUACUUAUGCUAUGAACUUUGGUCUAGACUAUGUAAAAGAUCGCUGGGCUUUCCAGAAAGAAGAUGGUUCUGAACAUGCAGAAGCAGUUACAAUGUGUUGUGUGAUUAAACCUCUGGCUUCAUGGCAUGUAGAGGAGUGUGCAUCUACAGCACGAGAGAGAUGUGGUGGUCAAGGGUACCUGUCCUGUAAUAGGUUUGGUCCAUUCAUUGGUCUGGCCCACGCUGCCAUGACAGCUGAGGGGGACAAUAGUGUACUGAUGCAGAAGGUGGCUAAAGAGAGACUUGGUGUGUUCAGGCCACACAAAGUGGAUAAAAGUCAAUCAGAAGAUCUAUCUAGCACCAGCUACUUACACCAACUUCUUCUGAAACGUGAAAACUCAUUGUUCAUCAGUCUGGGCAAGAAAAUGCAAGCUGCAGGAAAAGAAAAACUGUUUGACACUUGGAUGUAUCAAGAAAGUGACCUUGUUCAAGCAGCUGCUAAAAGUUUUGGUGAGAGGUUAAUCAGCGAGAGAUUUGCAGCAGUAAUUGAGCAGGCAGACUCUUCUUUGAAGCCAGUUCUGAGCACAUUGUAUGAUUUAUAUCUAGUAGAUGCAGUAGAAAAAGACCUGUCAUGGUUUGUUAUAUCUAAGACAAUGUCAAUAGAGGCCGGCGGUAAAGUGAGUGAAAGAGCUGCCGACUUAUGUAGGGAGGUAUCCCCUCAGUCCUUAGCUCUCUGUCAGGCGUUCGCCAUGACAGACACCAUGUUGUCAGCACCCAUUGCCUUAGACUGGGUAGACUUCAAUGUGGGAGACAAUCAAGGGGAAGUUCAGUAGACUGUGGCAGUAGAUUAAUUGGGGGAAGUUCAGUUGACUGUAGCAGUAGAUUAAUUGGGGGAAGUUCAGUAGACUGUGGCAGUAGAUUUACUGCUGGAAGUUCAAACGAUUGUGUUACUACAACUGCUAUACAUUUAUGUACUUAUGUAUAAUUUAUUGUGAUUUCAAAGUUAUUAAUUGAUUGACCAAACUCAAAUUAACAGCAUUCAAUUAGAAAACAAAUAGUAGUGGCCAGUAUUGAUUAGGGUUAGUUGGAGACAUUUGAAUGUCAACAUGCGAACAAGGGAAUUUCUUUAUAAACUCUUUUUGAAAAUUUGAAAUCUGAACUUUAAGAAAAUUUGUAACAUGUAUUUUUUAAUUUCAUUUCAUUUGCAUUUGAGAGAGUGUUUUUGUGUUUUGGUUUUGAAGGAGGAUUAAAUAUAAGUCAAAUGUCAGUUUUCAGACUAAGUCACUGAUACGAUUAGACUGAGUUGUACUGACUGAUGGGAAUAUUUAUCACUGUCAAAAUAUUUCCCUAGGUGUUAAUACUUAUUCCUAAUAUAAGUAAUUUUUAGGUAGUAAAUGUGCAUGACAAAUAAGAAUGAACAAUUGCUGUGUCUAAAGUUUGGUACCAUUUAUAUCAUUAUGCAUUCAAAUGGUUAAAACUAUAAUGUAUUAUAAUGUAAUUUCUUUUUGAUGAUUUUAAUAUAGAGUGACUUUGCUGAGAGUGCAACCAUCAAAUAUAUAAUCAGAUUAUUGAUUGUGACAAAUAUAAGUCAUAAUGACUGUUAUCUCUUAAUAGAGAGGUUAAACCUUUAAUUAUUUGUUUGUCAAAUGUAUUCAAAUUAAUUGUGAUAAUUCAUGUCAUUUAGGCAUAUAAAAUAUAUAAAAAAAAAUACAUUAUUGCUAUUUUCUCUAAUUUUGGUCUAGAUUUUCUAUAGUAGAAAGAGGAUGUAUUACCUAAUGAGCCUAUGUCAUUGAUGUUGUCUAGGAAAACAGUGAUAAAAAGAUUAUCAAUGUUCUGUCAAACUUGAGGAUGUUUCUCUUCUACAUUUCAACUCCUGAAGGCCUGUACCCCACUGAUGAACAUUUUGCUGAGAAACAUGCUCUGCUUUGAAAAACCAUGGAUAAUUUAUAAAUAUAGAACAAAAUAUAUAUAUAUAUAGAACCUGUGUCUUGGUGUUUGUGUUUUGCUAGAGGAGAUGUUAUUGAGUUUUAAUUAUUGUCUGUCGUAUAAAAUAUCUAGUAGACUACACAUAAAUCAAAGUAAUAUUAUGAAACCGAUGGGAAAACUUAAAUUAUAUGACUUUUUGUUUGAAAUAAAACUUGUAAAUUAAUUGUGUUUAAACACACUGUAAAAUGAUAUUCCAUCACAUACACCAGUUUAAAUUGAAUACAAUUAUCAAAAUGAAUUGAUUUCACAAAUGUAGUACAUGUAUUAAUUAAGUUAAAUAUUCCAAUAUCCCCAAAAAAAUAUAUUUACUCAAGUUCUGAAAGAAAAAAAAUAUUUUUGUCACUAAAUAUUAUUAAAUAUAUUAAGACUUAAUAAAAAAAAGAACGUGUAUAUCUGAGUUGCAAGGGUUUUGUGUUCUAUAGUCUGUAUCAUUAAAUAGUUACUGUUGUUAUAUAUGAUUUUUUUUACAAUUUGGAGAACAUGAAAUUUAGAGUUGUAAUAAAUGGAAUUAUCUUCUC